AAGGACGGUAUGGCCAACACUCACGAGAUCCGAGAGCCCGACCACCGGACGAUAUACCGGUUUAUGAGGACACUGUUCAGCGCCGCCCAACUGUCGCCGGAGUGCGCUAUCAUUACACUCGUAUAUCUCGAGAGACUGCUGACGUACGCCGAGAUCGAUAUCGUGCCGCAGACGUGGAAACGGAUCAUUUUGGGAGCCAUUCUUCUGGCGUCCAAAGUAUGGGACGAUCAGGCCGUCUGGAACGUCGACUACUGCCAAAUACUUAGAGAUAUCACUGUCGAAGACAUGAACGAACUCGAGAGACGGUUUCUGGAGCUCUUGCAGUUCAACAUCAAUGUGCCGUCGAGUGUAUACGCGAAGUAUUACUUCGACUUGCGGUCACUCGCCGAUCAAAACGACAUUACAUUCCCGACCGAACCCUUGAAUGAGGACAGAGCGCAACGCCUUGAGGCAAUGUCUCGUCUAUGCGAAGACAAGUUAAUCGAUUCCAAUCGAAACGGCUUCAAGAAGUGGUCGAGUCUGGACAGUAUACCACUGACGCGCCAAAGUGCUGCCAUUUUAUCGUGAUUUUCA
Molecule: messenger RNA, 573 nt
Organism: Oppiella nova
Lineage: Eukaryota; Metazoa; Arthropoda; Arachnida; Sarcoptiformes; Oppiidae
Source: the annotation of a GenBank genome assembly